Alternaria rosae is the source of this 846-nucleotide messenger RNA. RefSeq lists its product as uncharacterized. NCBI's taxonomy places the organism in Eukaryota, Fungi, Ascomycota, Dothideomycetes, Pleosporales, Pleosporaceae. The coding region runs from base 4 to 846 and encodes 280 amino acids. The record is from RefSeq and is a predicted model, not a curated record. The transcript has 2 exons.
CCCAUGGCAAGCACCGCUGAACUGGUGUCUCGAGCAGGCAGGCAGGCAGUCAGCACGAGGCAGGCCUCUCCAGCGCCGCACGAUGCACGUUGCAGUCAGCACUUGGGCGUCGAUCAAACGGGUGCUGGUGCUGGGUGCGGACCGGGCGCGAGUAGUGUGAUCGUCACCGGCCCUCACAUUGGAGGACACGAGGUCGGCGAGGUGCGCUUGGCACUACGACGUCUCCUUUUCGGGCCUGUCGUUCUCCCGAGGCUAGCGCGGUGCACUCACAUCGAACUGGGCGUGUUUCUGGUGUUCUAUUUUCUGGCGAGUGCGACACGCAACCUGUUUCCUGAGGCGUGGUGUCUCUGGCAGCGCUGGGGUGGAGUUGAGGGUGUCUGCUGGCGGCCGUUGUUGCGCUCCAGCCCUUUUCGGCAGCCUCGGAGGCCACUCGCGCACGCUUUGGGAUGGGCAAAACCGUUGCUGGCCAAAACACAUCGUCACCCCUCUCCCAUUCUAUCGUCGCCGAAGUCACCCACUAGGGCGAUCGCAGCCUGCUGCGGGUAUCUUGGUGAUACCGUGACGCUAUCAUCUCGAUCGUCCUGCACGCUGCAACGAGACCCUCGAGAGCACCGAGUGAGGCUGUCCGUCGCCCAACUUUCUCCAUUCAUCCCCAGCCCGACGUCGACCUAUUACGCCAUCGGUGGGGACACUGUACAUGUACUCAAUCUGACACGGCUGCUGAAGGCUAUAUCGCGAGUCACCCAUGUCGGCGCCGCGCAGAAUAGAGACAGCCUCGUCCAGACUGCUGCACACCCCACGCGACAUGGUUCCAACUCUGUUCCCUCACCCAGCACCAGGGCUUGA